This is a messenger RNA of Pelobates cultripes (western spadefoot toad), 7802 nucleotides long. The record is from the annotation of a GenBank genome assembly. NCBI's taxonomy places the organism in Eukaryota, Metazoa, Chordata, Amphibia, Anura, Pelobatidae.
CAAGAUGGCUCCCACUACCAAGGUGCGGUGUUUAGAACAGUGCCUGUGUUCUCGUGUGUAUGGAACACAGGGAACAUUUCCGAUGUUCUAUCACAGACCUGCUAUUGUUUGCUUUGGUUUUUUUUUUUUGGCCAUUAUCAAAGAUGGCGUCCGCAGACUUCCGGGAUCGCUCUUUGUGGGCAUCUCGUUGUACUUAGACCGAUUUCUAAUGGGAAUUUCAUGGCGUCCUCGCUGAGCGGCAUGUUUUCAGCGCAGCCUCCUGGUCCCCCACCUCCCAUGCAACCCGGGGUGGGGCCGGGACUCAUGUCAACUCCCCCCGGGGCCAAGAACCCCAAUAACACCCUGGUGGACGAUUUGGAAUCUUCAUUCGAGGUUAGAAUCCUGAGUAUCAGCAACUGGUCUGGGGGUUCUUUGCCUGCCUGCCGUUAUCUCCCAGCGAGAGGGGCAUGGGUAGCAUGGGCAGAGGAACAUGGUCUCUAUACACCAGGGGUCCUCAAACUGCGGCCCUCCAGAUGUUUCUGAACUACAACUCCCAUGAUUCUUUGAAUUACAUAGAUAGCCAGAGAAUUAUGGGAGUUGUAGUUCAGCAAUAUUUGGGCAGAGAGUUUGAGGACCCCUGCUCUACACAGCAGUCUAUGCUUUUGUUUUACAUGAUUAUUUAUAAAGCGCCAACAAUUCCGCAGCACUGUACAAUGGGAUCAUAGUAAUACAUUCAAUGCAUUCUUUCAGUGAUGAAUCGUUGUGAAUACAUAAUGGUGCAGAUAUUUGUACAUAUUUUUACAUUUUGUACCUAUACAUUUCAUAUAAAGAUGUGUAAACGGGCUUCAUACAUGAUACAAUAGGCGUAUAUGCAACUUUUUAGUCUUACAAUUAUGACUUUUUCUUACAUUGUAGCUAGUGCCAAAUUUCAGACUGAAAUUUGUUUGUAUUUCUCAUUCCAGAUUAAAGGAACACUAUAGAGUUAGGAAUACAAUCGUGUUUCAAACACUAUAUAGUUCUAGAGUGGCUGUUUAGGUUACUGGCACACUCAGUUCAGAGUGUAUUAAAGGAUCAGUAUAGUGUCAGGAAAACAGCGGUUUUCCUGACACUAUAGUGCCCUGAGGGUGCCCGCACCUUCAGGGUCCCCCUUCUGUGGCGCUGAAGGGGUUAAAACCCCUUCAGCAGCUUACCUUCCAGCGCUGGGCUCUCUCGGCGCUGGUGACCUCUCCUCCCCCUCUGAUGUCAGCGGAGCUGUGUGCGCGGCAAGUUGUCAAUAGGAAAGAAUUUUUCAAUGCUUUCCUAUGGACGCUCUGCGCGAUGGAAGCAUAAUAUGCCUUCAGCGUCACAGAUGCGCCACUAGUGGCUGUUCGGAAGACAGCCACUAGAGGCUGGCGUAACCCCAACUGUAAACAUAGCAAUUUCUCUGAAACUGCUAUAUUUGCAUCUGAAGGGUUAAAACCUGAGGGACAUUGCACCCAGACCACUUCAUUAAGCUGAAGUGGUCUGGGUGACUAUAGUGUCCGUUUAAACAUCAUUUCUCCAUCAUUGCUACUGGCCCCGCCUGCGUGCCGAUAAUAUAUAUUAAAACAAUAUUUUAGGCAUUAUGGCUGCAAGGCCUGUCCCCAGGUGCAGCAGCCCACUGGGAAAUGUUCACGGUAUCCCGGUGGGCCGGUACACUCCUGUAUAAUAUGUGUUGUACAAUAAUUUGAAAAAAUGUAAAUUGUGGUUUAACACAAACAUUGCAAAUAUUGCUUUGGUGCUUAAAGGACCACUAUAGUACAAGGAAAACACUCGUUUUUUUGGCACUAUAGUGCCCUGAGGGUGCCCCCACCCUCAGGGACCCCCUCCAGCCCGGCUGGAUGGCAAGGAAAGGGUUAAAACGUACCUUUUCUCCAGCGCCGGGCGGGGAGCUCUCCUCUCCGCCUCUUCGGCUAAAUGUGCAUGCGCGGCAGGAGUUGCGCGCGCAUUCAGCCGGUCUCAUAGGAAAGCAUUUACAAUGCUUUCCUAUGGACGCUUGCGUCUUCUCACUGUGAUUUUCAAUGAGACGGCUACUAGAGGAUUUAGAGGCUGGAUUAACCCUAACGUAAACAUAGCAGUUUAUCUGAAACUGCUAUGUUUACCAAAAAAAAAAAAAAGGGUUAAUCCUAGAGGGACCUGGCACCCAGACCACUUCAUUAAGCUGAAGUGGUCUGGGUGCCUAGAGUGGUCCUUUAAGUGAAAAACAAAUGAUGCUCGGUCACUAGGGGAUAUUAUGUCUAGGAUUUCAGUUUAUUUUCGCAAAAUACAAAGAGAAAAAUACAAACUUAUUCUUAUGCCCCCACACCCCCCCAAAAAAAGAAUGUUUUACUUCUCUUAAUCCACCACCGGGCAAUGCUCCUGGCGCUGCUCAGCAUGCUCCCACCUGACCCCACGUGAAUCGCCCGGAGUUCAGUUCCAAUGCUUCUCAUAGAGAAGCCUUUGAUUAGACAAUUUAACUGAGGGGAGAGCACAAGAAGGGAGAGCGAGUGGCAGAAAAAAAAAAAAAUAUUAGCAGAGGGUUUAGGGAGGCAAUCCGUGUACGUCUUCAGAGUCUUAUGUAACGAGGGUGGAACUAGCCCCCGGCACACAAUUAAAAAUUACUCUGAAUGUGCAGAAAUGCAUAUAGAGAUUCCUACCGCCAGGAUGACUACAAAAAGCAAAAGUGUUCAGCUUUUAACAGCUAAUUUUUAUGUUUUCUUUUUUGUAGCUGUCAGACUGUUUGUUUCCUAUUCUGUUAUCUUUGUGUAAACCGAUCACAGUUUAGUGAAUAUACUCCUAACACAGAAAGUUUACACAUUUUUUAUUUAUAUAUAUAUAUAUAUAUAUAUAUAUAUAUAUAUAUAUAUUCUUUUUUUUCCUAUUUGAAUACUUUGGUAUACUACUCUUUAAUGCCUUUGCUGCAGAUGAUUACACAAUGUCGUCAUCCACAGUACUCCCGAAAUGCGGUGGAUGACACACAGUUAUUCACUAAGGCUCGCUCUAGGGCCAGGACAUUGUCUUCACUUUUUCAAAUAACGUCUGCCCAGAAAAGGUGUGCCCAGUUAUUAAUGUUCCUUCUAUUGGGUCAACCAAUUUUGUCCAGGUUGAAUGAAUGAAAUUAUCGUUGAUAAUGUGAAAAUGUUAUAUUCUCAUUACCAAUGCAGCCAUGAUGGAGGGCCAUCCCUCUGAUUGAGAAGAGCUCUAGUUUAUACCAGUGUUCUUUUGCAGUUUGAUAUUAAUCCAGGGGAUGGCGCCAGGUGACUUUAGGAAGCCUAAUAUACAGUUUGCUUAGAAUGCCUUGUUAAAUGCAGUGAAUGCAAAAGCAUAACAUAUUUGGUCAAGUAAGGUGAUAUGAAUGCUAGUGUAGCUUAGUGCAAGAUAUUUUUAUUUGAGCUCUUUGGUUUUUUUUUUUCAGAUCUAAAUGUCUGCAAUUUCUUUUACAGGCUUGUUUUGCUUCCCUUGUUAGCCAAGAUUAUGUAAAUGGUACAGAUCAAGAAGAAAUCCGGACCGGUGAGAACACUUUAUUUCUAAAUGAAUGAUUAAUAGAAUUGUCCUAAAAUUGUACAUGGCUCAGCAAUGCAAAGGCUAUCUCAAUUUAGAAGUUUUGGAUUACUUCCAACCCUACCUCUGAAUAUGUACAUAUUCUUUGUACAUUGUGAAUAAAUUCUCAUUUAUUAUUAUUAUAUUUUUUUUAGUACGAACAGAAAUGGGAGCAUUGCUUCUAACUAUACUGUAAUUUAAAAUCAAAUAUUCAAACUAAAAUGUAUCAAAUCUUGCACUUUUUUUUUUUUACAUUUUAGAUUUACUUUUGUACUAAGAAUAUUAAUUAUUAUUAUUAUUAUUACCAAUGUAACGUGUGCUGUAGUGAUUAUGGUACUAGGAGUGCUCCAGUGGAUGUAAAGCUCACUACCUCUGUCACUAUGCAAGUAUAUCUGUAGUUCCCAACUAAUCAAACAAUGGACAUACCUGGCUGUCAGAAUGUUGUGUUUCUUGUUUGGAUUAUCAUAAAGAAACCGUUCCAUGCAAUUUUAUUUUUUUCUCCUUUUAUUUCAGGGGUUGAUCAAUGUAUUCAGAAAUUUCUAGAUGUUGCCAGACAAACGGAAUGUUUUUUCCUUCAGAAAAGAUUGCAUCUUUCUGUCCAAAAGCCUGAGCAGGUUAUUAAAGAGGUUUGUCACAUUGCUGACAUUGCAUAGUAUGGUGGAAGGGAUUCAGGGUGAAAUAUGGUACCAAAAGGCAAUCCCUUUGCAAAGCACAUAACCAUCAAAUAUAAAAAAACUGCCAUACACCAACAACUCAUUACAUUUCCAUCACAUUCAGUGUCUGAUGUUGCUUUGCCUACCUUUCUUUCAUAUGUAGGCCUGUAGAGCAUUAUGGGAGUUACUGCAGGUUACAGGUUUAACUGCAAAACCCCUGUUUUGUAUGUUGAAGAGUUUCUUUAACCACCAUGACCACUGAAGUGGUCAUGGUUGUAUUAGUCAGUAUGUGCAGGGUUUCUGCUUAAAACACGCACAUACAAUGUUCUUAUUAACUGUAUGCUGGGGGCUAGUUACACACCCUGCACACAUGACAUAAGCAGCUUAGAACCCUAUUCAGGACUGCCUAAUUUCAAUUCUGUGCAUUGUUUGCAUCUGUCGUCCGUGCGCUGGCAAAAUACAUUAUAUUUUCCCUCCUUGAAGGUUCUCUCCUUCCCACCCUGUGGGCACUCCAUCUGCUACUUGUAUUGCUUUUUGUAUUAAUGACCUGCCUUGCGUGCAUGUGCUCCAAGCCAGCAAAAUGAUCCAAUCCUCUAUGAGAAGCAUCCGAUUAAACUGUGCAAGGCCCAUGUGACAUCAGGGCAAGGUAUGGAGUCAGUUUUGCUCGGCGCUGGAUUCCAGAUAAGGCAAAUUCUUCUUUUUGCAGGUUAUUCUGCUAACAGAAGGGGUGGGGGGUGGGGGAGGAACUAUUUCAUAGUGCUCAAUAGGGCAUUUUACACAGAAUAGGUCCCCCAAAAGGGUUGGAGUAAGACUUUAAAGGUACAGUGACUUAAAUCAAGGAGACCAUAACAUGCAUUGUAAAACUAAUAAAUUAUAUCAAAUGUAUCUGGGUUACUUCCAGCCCAUCGAUUUGUAACUUAUUAGAAUUACUGGCAUUUAUAAAGCAAUAUGUAAAGAUCAAUACAACAUGUAAAGAGGGCUCUGCCCAUGAGCUGAGGUCUAGAGCUUUUAAAGCUCUUUUAUACAAAGUGCAAUGCUAGAGUGCCUGAAUGUUUACAAUCUAAAGCUUGAAAUGGUGAACUAAGACAAGAGGUUAGCAAGGGAAUUUUAAUGUGAUGACCUGAGAUAUUAAAUAAUUUGUAGCCAUUGGUAAGCUGUAUAGGUAAUGAGGAGGUAAUUGAGGAGAUACUGUGGCUAGUAAGCCUGCAAAAAAACAAAACAAAAUCCAUUUAAAAAAAAACACUUUUUUUGGAAUGCAGCAUUGGGAGAAGCUCCCGGCUCUGCCUUCCAUGUCUCCAUCCGACUUCAGAAAGGGCCAAAGGCUUCUCAUAGAGCCGUUUCACUCGCUCAAACCACAUACACCGCAAUCUGUGCUGAUGAAGAUUAGGAGGAUGAGUGGGUGGGAAAGAGGAUUUAAAGAAAACACUGAGGGUAUAGGGAGGAAGGUAGUGUUCAACAAAGGGAAAUAUAAAGCUCAGUACAAUGUGCAGUGCGCGAUGGACAUAUUUUUUGCACAGGAUUGACAUUUGGCAGUUUGGAACAUAGCUCCGGGCUGCCAAAGUCACAUUUGCCUGGGUUGUAACUAGUCCCUGCCACUAAAGUGCAGAUUACUCAGUAUUCAGUGUGCAGUGUUUCAAGAAGAAAAGCUAUACACACAGACUCCUACCACUAUGACCACUUCAAAUCACUAAAUUGGUCAUGGGGUUUGGAGUAACCCUUUAGAGGGGGUCUGUAAUUACUCUGGAGUUUUAAUAUUCGGUUUACUUAACCUCUAUUUUGAGGAUAUAAGGGUUUAAAAUAAAUAAAUUAAAUGUAGAAAUCCACAUUGCUGCACAUAGGUCAAUCCUAUAACUUGAAGGAACACUAUAGUCACCUAAAUUUCUUUAGCUAAAUAAAGUAGUUUUAGUGUAUAGAUCAUUCCCCUGCAAUUUCACUGCUCAAUUCUCUGUCAUUUAGGAGUUAAAUCACUUUGUUUCUGUUUAUGCAGCCCUAGCCACACCUCCCCUAGCUAUGAUUGACAGAGCUUGCAUGAAAAAAAAAAAAAACUGGUUUUACUUUCAAACAGAUGUAAUUUACCUUAAAUAAUUGUAUCUCAAUCUCUAAAUUGAACUUUAAUCACAUAUAGGAAGCUCUUACAGGGUCUAGCAAGCUAUUAACAUAGCAGGGAAUAAGAAAAUCUUAAUUAAAUAGAACUUGCAAUAAAAGCCUAAAUAGGGCUCUCUUUACAGGAAGUGUUUAUGGAAGGCUGUGCAAGUCACAUGCAGGGAGGUGUGACUAGGGUUCAUAAACAAAGGAAAUUAACUACUAAAUGGCAGAGUAUUGAGCAGUAAGGCUGCAGGGGCAUGUUCUAUACACCAAAACUGCUUCAUUAAGCUAAAGUUGUUCAGGUGACUAUAGUGCCCCUUUAAUGUCUCCAUCUUCGCUCACUGUCAUCCAUUAUUAUAGAACAGUGAUGGCGAACCUAUGGCACGCGUGCCACAGGUGGCACACCGGGCCCUCUCUGUUGGCACGCGGCCAUAGGUCGUCGGGAGAGGGGGCCGCUGGCUGUCUGCAGAGUAGGCACCUGCCUGCCCAAAACGGCAGGCGCCUACUCUGCUUCCAUGUCGGGAGGCAGGGGGAGGGCUCUAGGAAGCAGCUCUCAUGUCCUCCCCCGCGAUGCUGUGUGGAGCGUUGCCGCGUGUUACCAUGGCAAUGCUCCACACAGCAUCGUGCCGGAUGACAGGAGAGCUGCUUCACACAAACCUACUUACCACCAAAGGGAAGAGGAAGGGAGGGGACGUACAGAAUUAAUAUAUAUAUAUAUAUAUAUAUAUAUCACCCUACCCUGCACACACACAGCACCCCCACAUACAUCACCUUACCCCGCGCGCACGCAGCACCCCUACCGCGCGCGCACGUUGCACCCCGCAGACAGACAGACACACACGCUGCACCCCUUAGACAGACAGACAGCACCCCUCACACACAAACACUGCACCCCUUAAUGCAGUCUGUGUGUGUGUGUUUGUGUAUAAAUGAAAUGUGCCAUCAUCUUCCAGUAUCUCAGUAUAUGAAUAGUGGUAAAGCCAAGGUUAUUUCUGGUAUUCUCUCCACCAAUCUUGGUAAUUUUAUCUUUGUGAUAGGAUGUCUCCGAGCUGAGGAAUGAGUUACAGCGGAAGGAGGCACUCAUCCAGAAACAUCUUGGAAAACUUCGAAGUUGGCAACAGAUUUUAGAAGAAAUAAACGUACAACAUAAAAAGACAAGUGAGAUGGCACAGGGGCCACUUGCCUACUUGGAGCAAGCUUCAGCCAAUAUUCCAGCACCCAUGAAGCAAAAGUGAUUGACAUCCAUGUACUGAGUAUAUUUUCAUGUUUAAUGAAUGUGCUUUUUGUAUAUCAUUUGUUAGUAAAAUAAAAUACUUAUUUUUGGUUUUAUAAAUGUAUGUAUGUUUAUUUUAUUAAUUAAAAGAAAUCUUUUAAUUGUAUUUUAACUUUUGAGGAUGGCUGUACAUUUCUGUCACGGACUGUUAAGAUUCAACCAUCCCGAUUGUUAGCUGGUAACCAUUCAUUGACUGAUCAGUGUGGCAGCUCAUGGAUAGUCUCAUUGCCGGAUAGACUUGGGGACAAUAAAAAGCAAUUGUUUCUCAAAACAUG